Panicum virgatum (switchgrass) is the source of this 1626-nucleotide messenger RNA. RefSeq names its product caffeoylshikimate esterase-like. The transcript has 9 exons. Bases 566 to 1495 code for a protein of 309 amino acids. The record is from RefSeq and is a predicted model, not a curated record. NCBI's taxonomy places the organism in Eukaryota, Viridiplantae, Streptophyta, Magnoliopsida, Poales, Poaceae. Gene Ontology annotation, molecular function: lipase activity. Gene Ontology annotation, cellular component: membrane.
ACAUAAGUAAACUACACUGCUGUCCAGGCGUCCAGCACCACCCCCGAGGUCGAAUUGAAAAAGAUACACCAGAUCGGCAAAACUGCACGGACGUGCUGCGCCUCCUGACCUCCCACACGCCUCCCGUCUUCCUCCUCCGAUCCGGCUGCUUGCAGCUGCGCUGCGCAUUCAUUCAUGUGUUCUCCGUAAUAUAACAUUGCUCCCUCCACGGAUUUCUCCUCCUGAUUCGAGAAACCGCUUGCCCCUUCGUGCCUGUGAUAGUAGAGCACUGUCUAGAAAGAAGAUGGACAUAGAGUACCAUGAGGAGCACGUGAGCAACCCGAGGGGCGUGCAGCUCUUCACCUGCCGGUGGCUGCCGGCGUCAUCCCCGCCCAAGGCGCUCGUCUUCCUCUGCCAUGGUUACGGCGCGGAUUGCGGCGAGUUUAUGAGAGAUACGAUAGCAUAAUGUCACGUCACCUGUUCAAGGUUCAAACCUUCUAGCUUAAGCUUAGACGAACUCUUUGGCAAAGAUAGUAAACAUGAACCACAAUUGGAAGAUACUUUUGGGUUUUGACAGUGAAGGCUGAUGAUGGCAGUGCCAUACCUUUUAGAAUGUGGGAUCAAGAUGGCCACAGCAGGGUAUGGUGUGUUCGGGAUGGAUUAUGAGGGCCACGGCAAGUCCAUGGGUACCAGAUGCUACAUCCAGAAGUUCGACAACCUUGUGGCUGACUGUGACCAGUUCUUCAAAUCCAUCUGUGACAUGGAGGAUUACAGAACCAAAAGCCGGUUCCUGUACGGCGAGUCCAUGGGUGGAGCCGUCACUCUGCUGCUGCAUAGGAAGGAUCCAACAUUCUGGGACGGAGCAGUUCUUGUCGCACCAAUGUGCAAGAUAUCAGAGAAGGUGAAACCGCACCCUGUUGUGGUCACCCUCCUGACCAAGCUGGAGGAGAUCAUCCCCAAAUGGAAGAUCGUCCCGACCAAAGAUAUCAUUGACUCCACAUUCAAGGAUCCCAUCAAGCGCGAAAAGAUCAGGAAGAGCAAGCUCAUCUACCAAGACAAGCCCCGGCUGAAGACUGCGUUGGAGCUGGUCAGAACCAGCAAGGAUGUAGAAGACAAUUUGUCAGAGGUGAGGAUGCCAUUCUUUGUUCUCCACGGCGAGGCAGACACAGUGACCGACCCGGAGGUCAGCCGUGCCCUCUAUGAGCGCUCAGCUAGCACCGACAAGACCUUCAAGCUCUACCCGGGGAUGUGGCAUGGUCUCACCGCCGGUGAGCCUGACGAAAAUGUGGAGCUGGUGUUCUCUGACAUUCACGCGUGGCUCGACCAGCGCAGUCGCCAUUGGGAACCUGAAGAACGGGUCAGAACUCCACUGGAGCCUGAGAAAAUCGCCCAUGUCACCAGCAGCAAUGGCGCGGAGAGUUGGGUGCCAGAUUCGGCACAUCGUCAGCCUCAGCAUGGCUGCAGCUUCCUCUGCGGGAUCGGUGGUCAACCAAACCAGCAGCAUUGUAAGAUGUAGAUAUCCAGAACAAUACGUUCAUGAUUCUGCAGCUUGAAAGCAUAUAGAUCCAUAAUUUUGUUAUGAGGACUAAUGACUUUACGAUCAUGAUUAACACGCACUAGUAAAAAGGAACAUUGAAGUCCCAGAGA